AUGGCUGACUACAGCCAUCCGAGCACGACAACCACGACGCGUCAACGAAGAGCGAAUUCAAAUCUAGGAGGCGACCCCAGAGGCGACACCGGAGCCAAUGCCAUCGCAACCUCGCAACAUGCGCAACAAUCCUCAGCCACGGCUUCCCCGAAGUCGACCAAGGGCGGAAAGCGAAAGAAGGCCAAGAGCUUGUUCAACAGAUGGAAACGAAUCUCGCUGAAGCAUACUUGGCUAAAUCCAAUGAUACUCAUGCUGGGCAUAUUGGGCGCAUACUUUGUAAGGCCGGGCGAGAAUAACCCUCUGCAUCCUGCCAUCUUCCUUUCCUACCCGAACCCACCGAUGGAAGAGAGGACAAACACACUCCCAGCACACAUUGGCGAAGUGACACAGUAUGGCAAGGGCAAGCUGGAUUUUGCCUUCGUCGCCUUCUACAUGAUUGUCUUCUCCUUCACCAGGGAGUUUCUCAUGCAGAGGGUGAUUCGUCCAAUCGCGAUUUGGUACGGGAUCAAGGCGAAAGCAAAGCAGGCGCGCUUCAUGGAGCAGUCCUACACCGCCAUCUACUUCGCCGUCUUCGGACCACUCGGACUGUAUGUCAUGAGCAGAACUCCUGUCUGGUACUUCGACAUCCCGGGCAUGUACGAAGGAUUCCCUCAUCGAUCUCAUGAGGCAGUGUUCAAAGCAUACUAUCUGCUCCAAGCUUCGUACUGGGCGCAACAAGGAUUGGUCUUGAUGCUGCAGCUUGAGAAGCCACGGAAAGACUUUAAGGAGCUUGUCUUGCACCACAUCGUCACCCUGACGUUAAUCGGUCUAAGUUACCGAUUCCACUUCACCUACAUGGGAAUCGCUGUGUACAUUACACACGACAUCUCUGAUUUCUUCCUGGCUGUGAGUGCAAGCCUCGCUUCCAUUGGAAUCAAAGCUAAUGCAUUGCCAGACGUCCAAGAUUCUAAACUACAUCGACUCGAAGUUUACGGUUCCAUACUUCGUGGUGUUCAUGUGUGUCUGGGCAUACCUCCGGCAUUACAUAAAUCUGAGGAUCAUCUCAUCUCUGCUGCCGGGCGGACAGUUCCGAACCGUAGGGCCUUACGAAGUGAACUGGGAGACCCAACAGUACAAGUGCUUGCUCGCGCAGGUCAUCACGUUCCCUUUGUUGGCAAUGCUUCAGGCCGUCAACCUCUUCUGGUUCUUCCUGAUCCUGAGAAUUCUGUACCGAUUUGUGCGCACGGGUGAAGAGAAGGACGAACGUAGCGAGGAUGAGGAGGAGGUAGAGACUAUUGAUGAGACCAAGACGAAUGGACACUCUGAGAAGCCGGAGGUCAUGCUGAACGGCAAGCCUUUGGCCGCGACUGCUGUCGAAGGAUCUGGGAGCGCGAGAAAGCGAUAG
Lecanosticta acicola is the source of this 1384-nucleotide messenger RNA. The record is from the annotation of a GenBank genome assembly. Lineage: Eukaryota; Fungi; Ascomycota; Dothideomycetes; Mycosphaerellales; Mycosphaerellaceae.